This is a messenger RNA of Aspergillus mulundensis, 1236 nucleotides long. RefSeq names its product acetamidase/formamidase family protein. The record is from RefSeq and is a predicted model, not a curated record. NCBI's taxonomy places the organism in Eukaryota, Fungi, Ascomycota, Eurotiomycetes, Eurotiales, Aspergillaceae. Gene Ontology annotation, molecular function: hydrolase activity, acting on carbon-nitrogen (but not peptide) bonds, in linear amides. The transcript has 5 exons. The coding region runs from base 1 to 1236 and encodes 411 amino acids.
AUGGGCACCGGACCUAUCCGCACCGCCAUCAAGGUAGACUUGAACAAACCAGCCCGCGAACAAAAGGGCCUCCAUAACAGAUGGCAUCCCGAUGUCCCUAGCUACGGAACCAUCGCCAACAAUGAAGUCGUCAAGAUCGAAUGUCUAGACUGGACCGGCGGCCAGAUCAAGAACAACGACUCGGCUGACGACAUUAAGAACGUCGACCUGACACAAAUCCACUACCUCUCGGGCCCAUUCGACAUUGAAACGGCUGAGCCAGGCGACGUCCUCCUCGUCGAGAUUCAAGACGUCCAGCCAUUCGAGGAUCAUCCAUGGGGCUUUACAGGUGUCUUUGCGAAGGAGAACGGCGGAGGGUUCCUUGACGAGAUCUAUCCCGAGGCCGCCAAAGCCAUUUGGGACUUCGAGGGCAUCUUCUGCUCCUCCAGGCACAUUCCGCAUGUGCGGUUCGCCGGCCUCAUCCACCCCGGUAUCCUCGGUUGCGCUCCAUCCGCAGAGGUGCUUGCUGAGUGGAACCGGCGUGAGGGCGAGCUGAUCGCGGCCAACACUUCCACGCGCGAUGUCGCAAAGCCUCCGGAGCCGAGCAACGCCCACGCCGGCAGUGCAGGCGAGGAACUCGCAGCGAAGAUCGGACGCGAGGGAGCGCGAACCAUUCCGGGCCGCCCAGAACACGGCGGUAACUGCGACAUCAAGAACCUCUCUCGUGGCUCCAAAGUAUACCUCCCCGUACAUGUCCCAGGCGCCAAAUUCUCCGUUGGAGACCUGCACUUCUCCCAAGGCGACGGCGAGAUCUCGUUCUGCGGUGCCAUCGAAAUGGCAGGCGUGAUCACGCUCAAGUUCACCGUUAUCAAGGACGGCAUGGCCAAGCUAGCUAUGAAGUCGCCCAUCUUCCACCCGGGCCCUGUGGAACCGCAGUUCGGGCCUGGCCGGUACUUGACGUUCGAGGGCUUCUCCGUUGACGAGAAUGGCAAACAGCAUUAUCUCGAUGCAACGGUUGCGUACCGUCAGACUUGCUUGAGGGUUAUUGAGUACCUGAGGCGGUAUGGGUACAGCGACUACCAGAUUUACCUCCUGCUGAGUUGUGCGCCCGUGCAGGGGCAUAUUGCGGGCUUGGUGGAUAUCCCGAAUGCGUGUACGACGCUAGGCGUGCCGAUGGAUAUAUUUGAUUUCGAUAUCAGGCCCGAGGCGGAGGUUGCAAAGCUUGAUAUGGGGACCUGUGCGUUUACUUCGAAGUAA